Molecule: messenger RNA, 966 nt
Organism: Salvia hispanica
Lineage: Eukaryota; Viridiplantae; Streptophyta; Magnoliopsida; Lamiales; Lamiaceae
Source: RefSeq, a predicted model, not a curated record
AUGCAAAACAACUUGCUGGCAAAUAAUGACGUGGUCCACAAGCUCCAGGAUGCUCAGCAGGAACACAAGGCCGCGAUGGAUCUGAUGUCGAAGCAUUUAUCUCAGAUCGCAACGUCCCUGAGCGACAUGCGAGGAAAUGAAGGGAGGAUUCCAGCCUCAGUAAAGCCACCAGAAAGGGCAAAUAUCAGCCAAGUUACCCUGAGAUCCGGGAAAGCAUAUGAAGGACCCAAGCUGAAGGUAAAUGAUGAAAUGCCAGUGCCGAUGAGCGAAGAUGUUAUCCACCCGGUCCAGCAAAAAGAGGAAGUUAGGGCAGAGGACAAUAUCCAAGCCGGUGACUUGGGAGGAUCGUUACCUCGGAUGGCUGACCCAUUUUUCUUAGACCCGGAGCCUGAGGUAGAAACUGAAAAAGUGAAGGGAGAGGCGGAAGAGCCCUCUAAGGAAGAUCCGACCAACGCAACAAAGAGGAUUAAACCUUUUCCCUACCGAGGGGAUGCCAAGAAGAAAAAGGACAACCCCGUAGAUUUCAUGGAGAUUUUUGGAAAGCUGGAGAUCAAUCUCCCGUUCCUGGAGGCUAUGAAGCUGCCCCCGUUCAGCAAAUUCAUUAAGGAGUUCAUUGCGGGCAAGGCAAAAUCCGAUGGAAAGAUCGUGAUCGGGGAGAAUGUAUCUGCAGUAAUUCAAAAGAGGAUAAUGCCGUCGAAGCAAACUGACCCAGGAGCAAGAAUGACUGAUACGAAAGUGGUGAUCCAGUUAGCUGAUAGAUCAUGCAUUAGCCCUGAAGGAGUGUUAGAAAAUGUGAUAGUAAAAGUUCAUGAUUUCCUAUACCCUGCUGAUUUCCAUGUGAUAAAGAUGAGUGAAAACGAAACUGCUGAGUCUAGUGGCGAGUUUCUUGAGACCGAACUAUUGCAGGAACAGGCUGAUACCUCGGAGAUGACAGAAUCUAUGAGAAAAGAAGUUGCAGGAUGGUGA